Molecule: messenger RNA, 3289 nt
Organism: Chara braunii
Lineage: Eukaryota; Viridiplantae; Streptophyta; Charophyceae; Charales; Characeae
Source: the annotation of a GenBank genome assembly
GGGAUAAGUUCCAAGCACUGGGUAAGGAGGUAGUCUGGGGUACCCAGAUAACGCUCUUUCAGGGGUUGCCCAGACCUCCUGUACCGCGUCAGGUAUCUGACGCCCUUAUGACAAGAGGAAAGUUGUCGAAAGUGGAAAGAUGCACAAUCUUCCUUUGUAAAUUACCCAGAGGGAAACAAAAGGCGGUGCUGAGGGAGACGCCUCAUGAUAAGUUAGAAUUCACUGCAUUGCUUAAGCUGGCAAUGAAGGCAAAAGCCAAUGACUACAAGGAUUUACUCUGGAGAGGCAUGCAGCGAGAGGAUUAUUCUCUCUACAAAGAGUAUGGGACUGAUAGGUGCCCAGACUUUAAUGACAAACCUUGGGCAGAACGACGUUAUCUGAUGGACGCCGACAAACUCCAACGGUCAGGGGAUAAUGACGUGGCAAUAGAGGAGAUGAAAGAGAUGAUGAAGGGAAUGGUCAGGAAGAUGGUAGACUUCGAGACGAAAGUCGCGACUACGUACCGGGAUAAGCCUGGAUCCCCCUAUUCUUUGAGGUGGGACCGUAGGAACACCGAUCCGUGGAGAAGCGUUGAAGAUCAGAACCCUCGCACACUAGCUGAUUGCCGCGCGAGGGAAAGGGAUGAAGAGGAUCGGAGACGUAGGGAUGAAAAGGAUCGGAGACGUAGAGAUGAAGAGGAUCGGAGACGUACGGAGGAGGAUGACCGGAGGCGCCAGGAUGAUGAUAUAGACAGAGACCGCCGGCGUGACGGGUAUCGAGGAGGAGACUCCUAUAGUCGAGGAGACAAAUCCGACCAGUACCCGCACAGUCCCAGGUAUGGUGGGAAUGUCGAAGGAUACCGGAGCCCGGGCAAUUUUAACUCGAGGGUUAGAGAGGACUCCCGCGGCAGAUGGGAAUCGGACAGGGACCCCCGAGAUGGAUAUCGAAGCGGUUACGAACGGACAGAGAGAGGGGGAUAUACUGUGUCGCCAGGGUACCCCAAGUCCCCGAACUACCCAAGAUCCCCCGGACCGUCCAACCAGGACGUCAGGCGGCCAGCUAUUAGGAGCGCGGAGGAGCGACCUCCUACACCUAAAAACUCCUGUAUCUAUUGCAGGGGUGAUGAUCACCUGAAGAGAGACUGCCCAGACCUCAAACGGACGAUAGAUGAGGGACUUGUCGUACUUGAUGACCGCAAGUACGUCAAGUGGGCGGAUAACCUUGGGGAUGUGUCGAUGUUCCCUUCGAUGAAGGAGAACGUGGAGGCUAGGCGAGUACAACCAAGCAAGGGUAAGGGAGUCGCAAGAACCCAGAGCAUGAGGCUUAGUCUGUCCUCGGAUGACGAGAGUCCCGUGACACCCAUACGGGUGGCAGCGACGAAGUCCGCCAGGGCGUCCUCCUCUAGAAAGGCCGACACCGAUUAUGUGAUGGCAGAGAAGGACGGGCAGAGGAUUGAAGGUGAAGAAGUUAUACUCUCGCCACGCAAACGCGGGGCUAAAAAGUUCACAAUGAAGAACACUCUGGAUGAUAUAGAUACGGUCGAGCCUCUCAGACGCGCGCUUCGACAGCCAAUGCAAUGUACGAUACUCGAGUAUUUGGCAGCCUCAAGACCUGCGAGAGAUGAGUUGCAGAUGAUCACGCGCAAGACGCGCGUUCCCCUGAGCGAUGAAGUCCAGAUGGCUACCAAACAGGAGGUACUAUCUUUUGUAGCGGUAUCGAGCGUGGUCGUUAAGGCGGACCGUGCAGCAACAGUGUUCUUAGAUGGGAUGGAAGGUGUGCCUCCUGACAAGUUUUAUAUUCUAGGCAGUGGGACAUUUCAGACUACACUCAACGAUGAGGUAAUCCUUCAUGCUGUAAUUGAUAAUGGCAGCGAGGCUGUCAUCAUAGACGAGGAUCUGGCGGUCCAAUUGGGACUGGACCUUGAUAGGUCAUACCAAUUCGAGAUAGAGACCGCUGAUGGAAGGAAGCAGAAGGUUGCCGGAAUUUGUCACAAGGCAACAAUCGAGGUCGAAGGGUUGAGGGUAACGAUGCCUGUUUUUGCAGUCCGGGACUGCAGCUCAGAGCUGCUACUGGGACGGACAUGGUUGAGCCAUGUUCAUGCUGUCACUAUAGAGCGCCCGGAUGGAAGCCAGAUGCUUUCCAUCAAGCGUCCAGAUGGUAGGCGAAUUAUGAUGGAGACGAUAGAGCCUCGUGAUCCAAGGAACAGAGCAAUUCUAACAGCGGAAAAAUCAGUCACCCUUGCGGGUCGUUCCUUGAGCUUUCGCGAGAAGAAGUAUGGGUCACUGCUUACGGAAGAAGAAGGUCGCAUAGUAGAGAUCGAAGACUUAGGCAACCGAGUUCCGGCGGUAGCUCGUGAGCGAUCCGCUCUAGAUGGUGUAUCUGAGGAAAAGAUCGCUAGGGAGAUUAAAAAGAAGAAGAGAAAGGAGCCGCAACGGCUGAAAGAGAAGAGAAUAGCUGAGAUGGACAUAGGAGAUGGGAACUUGACUGAGCAAGAGAAAGAGCGAGUAUUAGAAGUCCUUAAGACCUGCGACAAAGCUAUAGCCUUCAGUGAUGCGGAAAGAGGAAGGAUUAAUCCUAGGUAUGCUAAGCGUGCAAGGAUCUAUACAAUUCCGCAUACGCCAUGGAAUGACGCAGGGUGGAAGUUUGCUCAGAAAGAGAAGGAGGAGGUGAUCUCCUUUCUCAAGGAGAAGAUGGCAUCACACGUAGUUGAGCUGUCUGAUAGCGCAUAUGCGAAUAGAUGGUUCUUCUUAAGGAAGCCUAAUGGGAAGAUUCGGUGGAUUCAAGACCUUCAGAAGGUCAACGCGGUGACGAUUCGAGAUGUAGGCUCCAUGCCGCACGCUGAUUUAUUAGCGGAAGGGGCGGCACGCAGAUCUAUUUAUUCUGUCUGCCAUUUAUUUUUAGGAUAUAAUGAGAUACCACUAGAUCCGAGAGAUAGGCAUCUCACAGCCAUGCACACGCCGCUCGGAUUAAUGCAGAUGAUGAUCGUUCCGAUGGGAUGGACCAAUGGGGUAGCGGUAUUUCAGAGAGCCAUGGUAGUGAUUCUGAAAGACUUUACUAUCCCUGAUAAAGUAGAAGUUUUCCUGGACGACUUUCCGAUAAAAGGACCGGUGUUGAAAGACGAGACGAAAGUCGCUCCAGGCGUCAGGAGAUUCGUAGAGCAACACCUGACGGAUAUUUACACUGUCUUGGAACAACUAGAUGAAGCUAACCUAACGGUUAGCGGGACUAAGAGCCGAUGAACUGUAUCGACGAUUAAGAUCCUGGGGUUCAUAUGCGACGUGAGAGGUCGACGACCCGACCCUGGGAAGCU